Diospyros lotus (date-plum) is the source of this 768-nucleotide messenger RNA. Its product is annotated as cysteine-rich repeat secretory protein 38-like. The transcript has a single exon. The record is from RefSeq and is a predicted model, not a curated record. Bases 1 to 768 code for a protein of 255 amino acids. Lineage: Eukaryota; Viridiplantae; Streptophyta; Magnoliopsida; Ericales; Ebenaceae.
AUGGAUUCUUUGUGGAGACAGCUGAUUGUAUUCCUGCUCUCCUUUCUUAUGCCGUUAACCCUAAUCAAUUCCAUCUCUGCUCAGAGCGACUUCCUCCACGCCCGCUUAGGGAGUGAAACCUACCAAAACAACAGCCUUUACCAGAAAAACCUCGACACUCUCCUCUCAUCUCUUGCCUCCAACGUCAACAAAUAUGGCUUCUACACCACCUCUGUCGGCCAAACUUCCGACGACACAAUCAAUGCCGUCAUGCUUUGCCGCGGCGACGUGAAGCCCGACAUCUGCCGGAGCUGCGUCAACGACACCGCCGUCAAGAUCAAACAGUUCUGUCCAAACCUCAAGGCCGCCAUGGGGGGCUACGAUCAGUGCAUGCUGAGAUACCGCUCGCCCUACAAUAUUACCAAGGACAUGGAGAGGCCGAGCGUGUACGCGUAUAACGAUGAUUACAACGUCACGAGUCCGGAUCGGUACAAUGAGGUACUGAAGGAGUUGCUCGGGCGGCUGCGGAGCCAGGCGGCGAAGGGCGGCUCCGACCUCAAGUUCGCCACCGGCAGCCAGCAGGGCCCGGACAAUCAGAAUAUAUACGGGAUGGCGCAGUGCGCGCCGGAUUUGUCGGAGAAACAGUGUAACGAUUGUGUGGAUGAGGCCAUCGAUGAACUGCCGGUGUGUUGCAAUAAUAGGAUUGGAGGGAGAGUUCUUAAGGUUGUCUGCAAUAUUCAGUAUGAGACCAAUUUCCAGUUCUACAAUCAAACUCGAUCCUUGAGUUGA